AUGCCAGCGCUCCUGGUAGACACAAAUGCGCGGCCUGCGUCCUCGAGCGACGCUUCGUCCGCCUCUGAGCGUUCUCGCAGGCGGUCUGAGUCUGCGUCGCCGAACCGCCCGCCCGUGUCACCCAUCACGCCCAGAGCUUCCGUGGCCCAACUCGCGACUGUUGAGCGCACAGAAGAACCCCGCCCGGCCCCCCCACCAGUCGCGACCUUCACACAGCAGCCCGCCUCGGUAGCCAUAUCCGAGAGCGACAAUCCAGAUGUCAUAGCCCUGCGCUCCGCCAUCUCGCUCCUGCAGCUGCAGCGCGAGAAGAGCAAGCGCGACCUGAAGGCCCUGGCCGAGCUCAAGACCGUUGCCGUUGCAGACCCCCAGGGCUUUGUCCAGUCGAUACAGCAGAACCGCGCGCAGGCAGCACAGUCAUACAACGACAUACUCACACCCACGCUUGCCGGCCUGGCCGACUCGGUGUCUGCCGCCCAAGGGAAUGCAAAUGCAAAUGCUGGACCAGACACGCGCAAGGACUCUGCAGACGUAGGAGCACCUGCAGCCGGCGCUCCCAAAUUCCCCGCCAUACCACAGGCCCAGAACAUCGUUCGCUGUCCGCCGAUCAACUGGGAGAAGUACCACAUCGUGGGAGAGCCGCUGGACAAGCUGCAUGAAGAGCAGAAGAAGUGGCCGGGACAGCCUGAACCGCCGCGUACACAAGCUGGAGCAAGGGCACCACCACACUCCAUCGCUGCCCCAUACUCGCCGCGUUCACCGACGGUAUAGCAAGAAAGCCAUCAGCAUCGCACCCGCCGUCAAAGAGCUCCAAGAAGUCGCCCGCUCAUGGUCCAUAGAGAUGAGCAUGAGCCGCUCGAAUGUACAGGCCAGUAUAUCCAUCUCUGCACCUUGUUUCCAUUAUCCAUCCACUCAAAAGCAUAAGAGCACAGCAUGCUCGUCAUCAUGAAAACCACCGUCACGAUAGAUACGCCUCAUGAAUAGACGAAGGGAGGAGUACGUGCUAGAUCCACUCGCAUUUGCAAUAGACUUUGUAUUCU
Messenger RNA from Parastagonospora nodorum SN15, 1037 nucleotides. RefSeq lists its product as hypothetical. Lineage: Eukaryota; Fungi; Ascomycota; Dothideomycetes; Pleosporales; Phaeosphaeriaceae. The transcript has a single exon. The record is from RefSeq and is a predicted model, not a curated record. The coding region runs from base 1 to 768 and encodes 255 amino acids.